CAGAUUAAAAUCUUUCAUGUAGUUGAAGAUGGGACAGUUUUUCCUGUUUUUGAAGAGAUGCUUGAGAAAGAGAUAGGAGAGGGGUAAAAUGCAGAGUACAUAUCUAACCCUGUGUCAUUUUACUCUAGAUCAUCGUAGGCCUAAGAAAGGGAGGGCAUAUUAAAGAUUUUAUACUUUUGUUUCCUUUAAUAGUUUUCAUUUUUCAAUAUUUUCAGGACAAAUCCACAAGUGGUUUUGGCUUAGCCAGCAAUCAACCUUUGUUGGGCUGCUUAGAAGGACUUCAGAAAGCUUUGAAUGUUACAUCCUUGACCGCCAUGGCAACCAGACUAGAAACUAUAGCUAAGCAAAAAGGGCUUGGCUCGCACCAGAGCCCCACAGAACCAGCUUGUUACAUCACCUCUGACAUGUUUUACUUGGAAGUUCUCAUGAAGCCAAGUGGGGAAGUUCUUGAUGUCAAAGUCGCCCAUCACGGAGAAGCUCCUGUGACUUGCGAAGAACUGAUUAAACUUUUGAGGUUGAAGAAUUUUGAAGACUUUUCAAAGAAGCUGGAAGGGUUUUCCUCUCUCUACCACAUUCAUGGAGAUAGUGAAACCAAGAUAAAGACCUAUUUAGCCCUGCAGUCGCUUGAGACGGAUCUGAUGAAAAUGUCUCGGUUCCCCAGGUAUUCCCUAAACAUGUCGGUUAGUUCACAAAAACAAAAUGUCGUUCCAUGA
Messenger RNA from Polyodon spathula (Mississippi paddlefish), 713 nucleotides. Its product is annotated as mediator of RNA polymerase II transcription subunit 1-like. Gene Ontology annotation, molecular function: nuclear thyroid hormone receptor binding; nuclear retinoic acid receptor binding; transcription coregulator activity. Bases 315 to 713 code for a protein of 132 amino acids. Gene Ontology annotation, biological process: cellular response to thyroid hormone stimulus; regulation of transcription by RNA polymerase II. The transcript has 6 exons. The record is from RefSeq and is a predicted model, not a curated record. Gene Ontology annotation, cellular component: mediator complex. Lineage: Eukaryota; Metazoa; Chordata; Actinopteri; Acipenseriformes; Polyodontidae.